AUGCCGCGCGCGAGUGACGGCCUCUUCUCCCUCCUUGGAGUUGAGGAUUCCAAAGAUGCGGCUCAAGACUGGGACCGGGCUGAAUUUGCCAGGCGACCAGAGAAGGCGAUCCAGCGUACUCAGGAGUGGUGGCAGCACGUGUUUGGAGAAGAAGAAGUGGCCGGGAUCAACAAAUCGUAUGAGACGAAUCCGGAUUUCGCCUGGACAGUCGAAUUCGCGGUGUAUGGUCUGUUCCUGGCGGAUCUGUCCGUUCUGGGACCGGUAGAGAACGAGUUGGUAAUACUGGCCAGCGUAAUGGGUCAAGGCGCGCACAAUACCACUCGGUUCCAUCUACGGGGGGCCCGCCGCAUUGGUGUUAGCUCAAAGGAUGCGGCCGAAAUCCAGGGCGUUAUCGAGAUGGUUGCGAACCAUGAGGGCAAAGACUCGACUUCUUGGCCUCGAUUUCAAGAAGUCGAGCACCUGUUUCCAUAG
Cladophialophora psammophila CBS 110553 is the source of this 471-nucleotide messenger RNA. RefSeq lists its product as uncharacterized. The record is from RefSeq and is a predicted model, not a curated record. Lineage: Eukaryota; Fungi; Ascomycota; Eurotiomycetes; Chaetothyriales; Herpotrichiellaceae. The transcript has 2 exons. Gene Ontology annotation, molecular function: peroxiredoxin activity. The coding region runs from base 1 to 471 and encodes 156 amino acids.